AUGGCGGAGCUGCUUUUGUAUACAUCUGUUAUGGUACACAGCCUCUCCAUCAUCGAGACCUGCAGUGUCUCCUCGUGGCCACCUGCCAGAGUGACUGCCCGAAGGUUAACCUCAGGCGGGAAGUGUCCCCGGCAAACUAUCCGUAUUAUUCUGGGUGACAUCAGUGCGGUAUAUGGCUGUGAUAGAGCUGGCUAUGAAAUGUCUGUCGGUCCUCAUGUUAAAGAAGUUGUAAACCUAUUGAUGAAGACUGUUUUGUCAAUGUUUACACCUAAGCUCGUGCCAGAGCCAGAAAAGCCCAAGGUCACGCCCGAGCCAGAAAAGGCGCCAAUUUGGGGUGUUUUCAGCCUUCCUUGGUUUAAACCCAAGCCCACGCCCCAGCCCACGCCCACGCCCGAGCCAGAAAAGGCGCCCACUUGGGUUUUCAGCCUUCCUUGGUUUAAGCCCAAGCCCACGCCACAGCCCACGCCCACGCCCGAGCCAGAAAAGGCGCCCUCUUGGGUUUUCAGCCUUCCUUGGUUUAAGCCCAAGCCCAUGCCCCAGCCCACGCCCACGCCCGAGCCAGAAAAGGCGCCCUCUUGGGUUUUCAGCCUUCCUUGGUUUAAGCCCAAGCCCAUGCCCCAGCCCACGCCCACGCCCACGCCCGAGCCAGAAAAGGCGCCCUCUUGGGUUUUCAGCCUUCCUUGGUUUAAGCCCAAGCCCAUGCCCGGCCCCAUGCCCGGCCCCAUGCCCGAGCCGAUAAAGGCACCCGUUUAG
Penaeus vannamei (Pacific white shrimp) is the source of this 753-nucleotide messenger RNA. Lineage: Eukaryota; Metazoa; Arthropoda; Malacostraca; Decapoda; Penaeidae. The record is from RefSeq and is a predicted model, not a curated record.